AUGUCGCUCAAAGCAAUCAUGGAGACCGUUCUAGUUGUCGGAUCUACUGGAAAUAUCGGCGUAUCAGCCGUCACUGCUGCUUUGCGCUCCAAGCGCAAUGUUUUGGCUGUUGUUCGCAACCAAAGCUCAGCAGACAAGCUCGUGAAGUUGAUUGGAUCGUCGAAAGGAAUCACUUUCGCUGAAGCCAAUGUUCUCUCAGACUCAGGAAUAAAGGGUGUCGUUGAACAAGUCCGAGAGGGCAAGCUCCCAGCUUUCCAGCAUGUGUUUUCUAGCGUUGGCGGCGAGUACACUACAACUCCCCUCCCCGAGAUCACCACCGCCCAGCUGCGCAGCAACUUUAACGUCUCCUUCGAGGCCAAUUUCUUCGCCUAUCGGGAUACUAUCGGUUAUCUGCUAGAACAGAAGAACCCUGCCACUACAUGGACGAUUUGCACCGGCUCGCAGGGCGACUUGGCCACUCACCCCGUGCCGGCUAUGACCCAAGGCGCUUUAUUCCCUAUGACCACGGCCGCCGCCCGUGAGAACGAGUCUACAACCGUCCGUUUCAACGAAAUUUACCUUGGAUACCGUGUCGAGAUUGAUGAACUUGCUGAGCAGCAUGGAGUUACCAAGUCAUCAGACUUUGCGAAUGUGUACGAGCUGCUCCUAGCCGAUCCCAAUGUCCGCAGUUCGCGCGUUCGGGUCGACGAUCUUGAUGAUCUCAAGAAGUUGAAGUACCAGAAGAAGUUCUAG
This is a messenger RNA of Penicillium vulpinum, 732 nucleotides long. RefSeq lists its product as uncharacterized. The coding region runs from base 1 to 732 and encodes 243 amino acids. The record is from RefSeq and is a predicted model, not a curated record. The transcript has 3 exons. NCBI's taxonomy places the organism in Eukaryota, Fungi, Ascomycota, Eurotiomycetes, Eurotiales, Aspergillaceae.